CGCCGGAGCCAGGGGUAAAGGGAGCAUGCAGAGCACCCCUGACGAAGACACCGGGUCCAAGUCCGGAGCUCCUUGUCGCAUCCCCCUUCCCACCCUUGCUCCCUCCUCAACCACAAUUGAUGAUGGCGAAAAUCCUACACCUAUGGGCAAUCUCCAAGGACUUUAUUCUAAUCAAUGCAUAGAGUUGUCCCAGAAAACCAAUCCUUACAUAUUGCAUAUACUCAAAGAAGUGGAUGAAGAAAUUAAAAAGGGCCUGGAAGGAAUCAUAUUAAACAUUGCUGGUAACAAUCGCUUAAUACCAGUAGAAAGAGUAACAGGUGAAGAUUUUUGGAUUCUUUCUAGAAUUUUAAAGAAGAACCCAUGUAUUACUGGCUUGGAUGCUAGAUAUAACGUGAUAAGUGAUGUUGGUGCAUUCUAUGCUGCAAAACUCCUUCAGAAACAAACUAAUCUCACUUACUUAAACCUUAUGUUUAAUGAUAUUGGACCUGAAGGUGGAGAACUGAUUGCUAAAGCACUACAUAAGAAUGAAACUCUGAAAUAUCUCAGAAUGACGGGAAACAAGAUUGAAAAUAAUGGAGGAAUGUUUUUUGCUUCGAUGCUACAAAUUAACUCAUCCUUAGAGAAAUUAGAUCUGGGUGACUGUGACCUGGGAAUGCAAAGUGUGAUAGCAUUUGCUACUGUUCUAACCCAAAACCAAACAAUUAUGGGAAUAAACCUAAACCGGCCUAUACUGUAUGGUGAACAGGAAGAGUCUACAUUUCAUCUCAGCCACAUGUUGAAAGAAAAUCAAUACCUUGUUGAGCUACACAUGUGUAAGCACAGUAUUAAAAACUGUGGUAUGAAACAGCUAUGUGACGCACUGUAUCUGAACAGCAGUCUACGUUACCUUGAUGUCAGCUGCAAUAAAAUAACUCGAGAUGGAAUGGUGUUUUUGGCUGAUGUACUGAAAAGCAAUACUACUCUGGAAGUAAUAGAUCUUUCUUUCAACAGAAUAGAAAAUGCAGGAGCAAACUAUCUCAGUGAAACGCUCACAUCACACAACAGGAGUCUUAAAGCGUUGUCAGUUGUCAGCAACAGCAUAGAAGGAGAAGGGCUUGUUGCACUUUCACAGUCGAUGAAAACAAAUCCCAUAUUCUCUCAUAUUUAUAUUUGGGGAAACAAGUUUGAUGAGGCUACAUGUGUGGCGUAUUCAGACUUAAUUGCAAUGGGCCAUCUAAAACCAGACAAUACAGAUGUGGAGCCAUAUGUGGUAGAUGGACAUGUGUAUCUUGCAGAAGUAUCUAAUGGUCUUAAAAAACACUACUACUGGACACCACCUUAUGGAACACCCUGUAGCCACUCAUCUAAUAAUGCAGGUUUCACUCUUGUACCAGUAGGUGAACAUCUGUGAAAAACAUCUUGGAGAGUUUUUGCAUAUUUGUAUAACCACUUUCAUAGACAUUAAUACAGUUUAUCACUUGUUAAGAUUUUUUUUCAUAAACUAAGACAAGUUACUCUUUUCAAAUGUGUACAAAAUAUGACUAUAUUAAACUUUAUAUAAUUGUUCACUGUGAAAACUGAGUAGUCUAAUUUUUAAAAGAAAUUUUAUAAAAUAGGCUAAAAUUUUAACCCUAAAGAAGUUAAGGAAUUAACUUCUUUUUAUAAUGAAACAAUAAUCAAGUAGUGAAACAGGAUACAAGGGUAUUAUAUGUAUCUUAACCUAAAGUUGUCAUGAUUUUAUAUAUCCAGUAUGACAAAUAGGAAUCGAUGCAAAUAAACAUAUAUAUACACACAUAUUCACAAACACAUAUAAACAAAUGUAUAUUUUCCAAACAAGUUCAGUACUGCUGGAAAAAUUUUUAAAAAUAGUUCCCUUUUGGAGAAGCCAGUAACAUUUUAAUGAUUUGAUGGAAAAUUAAUAGUCAUCAUGGCCAAUCUUGUUUUCAAAUUAAUUUUCCUAUGAAGCAGUAGUUGUUAUGGUCCUUUAAUUACAGGCCUAUAUUCACAAACAUUUUAUUCAUAUAUGUCAAGAAUGGUUUAUUACUGCUCAAGUCAGGCAAAGUGUGAAAAAAAAUACGUGGGCAAUUUAAAAAUUUUACUUUAAAUGAAGAUACAAGUCUAAAAUACCAUCUAUCUACAUUUUGGAAAGUGAGGACACAGAAUAAAGGUGGUGGUCAGCUGUAGAGUUGGUCAGCUGUAGAGUUGGUUAGCUGUAGAGUUGUCAAAGUACUGUAGCAAUUCUAAAAAAUUAACAUUACAGAAAGUUACAUCUGCCACUGUCCAUUAUUUUAUUAGAUUAAGCAAUUAAGACAAAUAACCCUCACUCACCAUUAUAUGAUUUAAAAAAGCUUAACAGAGUUUUCCUUAUAGUCAGCACAUACCUUUCCUUGCACCUUGGGUUGGGGAAGAGGGUGCACAGAUUGUUGUGGGAGAGCAUCUGAAAUAACUGUAUGAAGCUUUAUUUUCACUUUUAUAUAGGCAUUGAGCCAGCAAAGACCUAAGUGACUUACCAAUCCAUUUGCAUGCUCUCAGAGAUGAAUUUGAAUCACCCAGCACAGAUGGGUCUGUGCUGAAAAACAAAACCUUAAAACAGUUGGGAGUGGCGGAAAAAUACAAGGUUCACGCUAAUCAAAAUAUGUGAAAUGGAUUUCAAGGUUGUUUUUAGAUAAAUCUUGUUUAUAUGUAACUAAAAACUACUACAAUUUAUGAUGCAAGUUUAGAAAUAAUGACCUUCCAUUGAUGCAAAAAUGUUACUGAAAAAUUUGUUGUCAAUAAAUGUUUACGGUGGGGAAAAGGUUUAUAAGCGACAGAAUGCUACAUGGAACUUCAAGUACUCUGACAUUUAUAAGGGUUGAUUUUACCAGUUACUGAUUUUACUUAGUUUUUGUUUUUAUCAAAAUUUACUUGGUAAUGUUCUUCUCCAUGUUGCAAGUCUUAUUUUCUUUUUAAGAUCUUUCCUCUGCAAAUAUAAAUGACUUUUUUCUCUUUCUUACCAACAUCUUUUAAAUUAUUUCUUGAUGAAUGUAUCUAUAACUAAAUCUAUAUCUAAAAAGGUUAAACAUCCCAGGAAAGUUAAGUGUCUAUGUAUUGUUAGAAAUGCAAUAAAAAAAGAGUACUUCUUUUGUCUUUUAAUAAAGUUUUAGAAUAUCAAAUGAUGCAAUAGAACCAUGGUACAGAAAAAAAUGUUUUUAAACAGUUGUCAUUACAUUUGGAAAACAUUUAGCUGGUGAAGAAAUGCUACUCCUAGCAAUUGGUCUCAAUAAUCUAGACUUUUAUAACAAUGUGACAAAUGUCUUAUAUUUGCUACAAAUGCUAAAUCAGCUUUGUUUCAAGUGUGAAACAUGAGCCUCACCUGGGCAAAUGGUUAAAAAUAAAUCUUUUUAGAUUGAUACCUACUGAAUCAAAAUUUCUGAGAGUCUGGGGAAUUUGCAUCUUAAUAAUCCAGGUUGCUAAAAAAAAAUAAAAUAAUCCAGGUUGCUUAAUCUUAGUCUAUUAAAGAAUCAAUGCUUUUUCUUAAUCAAAUUACACUCACACACAUAACACACACUUAAGUGGAGAUGUAAGCAUUCAGAAAUACACAAAUCUGAAGUGGAUGAGAGGAAUAAACACAAGCUACCCACUGUAUGUGCUGUCUGUACAUGCCCCGGUAAAUGCCACAGUAGUUCCUCCAGUUCUCAUCCAAUACAACCUACUAUCCUGACCUCUACCAUCACCAAGUAAUGUUUGCCUAUUUUCACCUUUAAUACAAAAUUUUUGUUAUGACUUUUGUUCAACAUUAUAUGAUUCAUUUAAAGGAGUCCAUUCUUCCUUCAUUGCUUUCAAGUAUUGCACAAUAUGCAGAGUAGCAGAGGAGUCUCCAGGAUUCUGGGAAGAGCUUCAGGCCCUCAACCUAGUACACAGCCUCAUCAAGGUAAACCUUAGUAAUGUGGUUUGCUUUCCUAGCUUGUUCUUAUCCUGUGAAAAGAAACUGAGGGUUCCUAUAGUCUCCAAAAGAUUCAUAAGGGAGCUAAGGGAGAAGUCAAUAAGCUGACCUUGAGCUUCCAGUGAGAUGACAUAUGUUAAACCCACACCCUGACCUUUGCUGGAGUUUGAGCACAGCUGCAGAAGGGUCAGUUUUCUGUGCCCAAUACACUGAGGUGAGACCAGCUGAACCAAGAACUACUGGACUAUGGUGAGGAAAUACCUGAUCAUAUACUUUAUGAGUUGUUACCUUCUGCAUCAGAGGCCAGAGGAUGGGAGGCCUGAAGACAGAUUUCUACAAUUCCAUAUAAGCCCUCUGCUAUAUGUAUUUGGACACUUUUUUUUUUUAAGAAUACAAUGGGCAGAAACAAGCAAUUUUUCAAAAGUUUGAGCUUUACUUUGAGAUAAUAUAAUCUAGAGCCUCUUUAUAUUACAGGUCUUAAACUGGCUAAGAUUAAAGCUAACUUUUUCCAGACUUUUCACUGGGUAAUAGGAGACCCAAGAAAGAUGUUUUGUAGGAAAACUCCACCUCUUUUACAUUAUCUGAACAUAAAUGUCCUACUCUAUGUAUCUAGUUUCCAUUUUCCCCUUAAAAAUCAUUCCUUAAUAUCCAGCUCAGUUUCAUAUUAGCAGUUGCAGAUCACACUGCAUCAUUUUACAAUGUUUCAUAUUUGAAGGCAAAAAAAAAAUAGCUUAUACUUUUCAGAUAUUUGUCUGUCUUACAUAGUCUGCUUUUCACUAAACAACAUUAUAUUUUAGUAUCUACUAUCAUAUCCAUCUGGUUUCUACUGCUAUUCACAGCUGCCUUCUCAAAGGAUCAUUUCUUUUGGUCUUCAUGCAUUUCAACACUUCAACCUCAUCUUUUUUUCUUCAUCAUCUCCCAGGGCUGCUUUAAUCAUUUCUGUUAAUUACUAGCCUAACUUGCAAGGUCUCUAUCUCUAGUGCUUAAAAUUUACUGUUUCAGGCUCCAACUACUGCUAGACAUUUUGAUGUGAUUACCUUACACCAAAUUCAGUAUACCCACAAACCUCAACUUGUCACCUCUGUCACCAUGGCACCACCAUUUUCAUCACCAAGGAUGAAAACACUGGUGUCUAAGAUAUGGUCUAAUUGCAGACAACAAAAACUGACUGAAACCUGUCUAAGGGCGAUUUACAAUAAGGUGAAAAUCAGGUGGCACCCACAGACAACAAAAUGAAACAUACUAUGACAUCUCAAAAAUGGGAUUGCAAAACCCAAACUCAGGCCACUCCUGUUUCUCAUUAGGGUUUCAGUUGCUUGGCCUAUUAAACAGUUGCUUGGUCUAUUAAGACAGAUUUCUCCAAUGCCAGGAUGCCACAUAAGCCCUUUUAAACCUGCUUCAUACCCUUAGAUCUGUUAAGUCAGUGUUUACUGUUUAUUCAACAUUUCCUUCAGACUUUGGCUUUUUUCAUUGACUCUGGGCCUGUAGAAAGAUCUGCCUGAUUGGCUCAGUCUGUGCUGAAGAAGAAUUCUAUUUCUCUGUUAAAAUGUCUGGUUGCAAGAUCAUAAGUAUGGAAUCAUGUGUUACAAAUGUGUCUGUCUAAUCUGACUUCUCUAGCAUUCGACUGGGUGUGUGAGAUCUUGAGUUCUAAACCUGGCUCUCCAAGCCCACUCCUUUAGCACAGACUAAGGGCACAGGACCAUGGGCAUGGUCCUGUGGGCAUAAUCCUGGACAUAUCUUUGACUCCUAUCUUCUUCCCAUUUUGUCUUUUCAAAUCAGCCUAUCUCAGUCAGCUGUGUCUAAUAUCUCCUAUUAGCCAUCUCAUUUGCCUACCUAUGGGAACAAAGGCCCUUUCUCUAUCCAUUCAACAUCCCUUGACUGCUCCAAUGCAUCCCAUCAUGCCUUCCUGCAUGACAACGCUGAAAAUUCUGGCUUGUUUUAUUGCUAGUUAAAUUUAGGCCUUGUAGGCCCUCCCUGGUGGCGCAGCGGGUUAAAGCACAGCACUAAGAAGCUUAAGCCACUUCUGCAUG
This is a messenger RNA of Condylura cristata (star-nosed mole), 5931 nucleotides long. RefSeq names its product leucine rich repeat containing 34 (gene LRRC34). Lineage: Eukaryota; Metazoa; Chordata; Mammalia; Eulipotyphla; Talpidae. The transcript is spliced from 11 exons. The record is from RefSeq and is a predicted model, not a curated record. Bases 26 to 1390 code for a protein of 454 amino acids. Gene Ontology annotation, molecular function: protein binding.